AAGUAUCUUUGGAAAUUAUGGGGUGGAGGUUACACAAACUCUUAACAAAGCAUGCCUCAGCUUUUCUUCUCUUUUCCUGAAAUGAAAGGCGAUACUGUAUUUCCUCCAAGCUUUUUUCAUAAACCUGUCCUUGCCCAGCGUCUACACAUGUAAUACUGCCUGCUCUUUGGCUGUUGCUCUUUGCAGGUUCAUGAACGACAUUUUGAACUGGAUGUUUGGUGCCAGGAACCAAGAGCCAGUUUGCUGAAUUGCUGUCCCUGUCAUUCUGGAUUGCUGAGAGUCUCCAGGAAGGUCUGUGGGUUCGUCCCAGCGCCCGCCCAGGUGGAGGCACAGCUGGAAGCUAUUUUUGAGAACUUUUGCCACAGGUGUAAAAGGCGCCAGCCCUGCAAAGAUGCUGAAACAGAUACUGUCGGAGAUGUACAUAGAUCCUGAUCUGCUGGCAGAGCUCAGCGAAGAACAGAAACAGAUCCUGUUCUUCAAGAUGCGGGAGGAACAGAUCCGCCGAUGGAAAGAAAGAGAAGCAGCAAUGGAAAAAAAGGAGUCCUUGCCAGUGAAAUCCAGACCAAAGAAAGAGAAUGGCAAAUCCGUUCAUUGGAAACUGGGAGCUGAUAAGGAAGUCUGGGUCUGGGUGAUGGGCGAACACCAUCUAGAUAAACCCUACGACGUGCUCUGUAAUGAAAUGAUUGCUGAGAGGGCCCGGCUGAAAGCGCAGCAGGAAGCAGAAGAGCUCAGAAAAACUCAGUCCAAAGAAUUCACCAAUAGCUUGAAAACAAAGUCACAGCACUGUGAUCUGCCAGCACCGGCUAACAGGGAGACGGAGAGCAUCUGUGGGAAGGCGGCAGGAGAGGAGGAGGUGGGGCGCGGCUCUGGAGCAGCACCACCCCGCGAAGAAGAGAAAAUCCCAUCACCCCCCAGUUCCUCAAGAAAUAUUCAACAAAUGUUGGCAGAUUCUAUCAAUCGUAUGAAGGCAUAUGGAUUUCACCAGAAGAAAGAAUCUAUGAAGAAAACACAAGAUGAGGAAAUAAAACAAAUAGAUGAAGAGAGAACCAAGCAGAUUUAUAAGAACUGGAAAGAAGAUUCGGAGUGGCAGGCGUCCUUGCGAAAAUCAAAAGCAGCGGAUGAGAAGAGACGCUCCUUGGCUAAACAAGCUCGGGAAGACUACAAGAGGUUAUCCUUAGGGGCCCAAAGAGGAAGAGGCAGUGAGGGACCGCAGAGGCCCUCAGGUCUUCCACAGAAACCCAAGAGACCCCCGCUUCCACCCAAGCCUCGGUUCCUAAGCCCAGCAGGAUACCCUCAGAAACAUCUUAGAAACCAAGGAGUGAUGAGGACAGCAUCCGGCUCUGCCCUGGAGGACAUCAUCCGAUGGUUUAGAGAAGAGCAGCUCCCACUGCGAGCAGGCUACCAGAAAACCGCAGACACCAUAGCUCCCUGGUUCCAUGGAAUUCUCACACUGAAGAGAGCAAAUGAACUCCUGAGCCCGUGUGUGCCAGGCAGUUUUCUGAUCCGAGUCAGUGAGAGGAUCAAGGGCUACGCCCUGUCCUAUCGGUGUGAGGACGGCUGUAAGCAUUUCCUCAUAGACGCCUCCACGGACUCCUACAGCUUCCUGGGCGUGGACCAGCUGCAGCACGGCUCCCUGGCGGAGCUGGUGGAGUACCAUAAGGAUGAGCCCAUAACUUCCCUGGGGAGAGAGCUCCUUCUCUACCCCUGUGGUCAGCAGGACCAGCCGCCCGACUACCUGGAGCUCUUUGAGUGACAGCUCCCGUCACAUCACCCUGCAACCUCCGGCUGCUUUCCUCGGGACAAACACUGCUGAAAUGUGAGUGUGCAGAAUCA
Ceratotherium simum simum (southern white rhinoceros) is the source of this 1833-nucleotide messenger RNA. The record is from RefSeq and is a predicted model, not a curated record. NCBI's taxonomy places the organism in Eukaryota, Metazoa, Chordata, Mammalia, Perissodactyla, Rhinocerotidae.